This is a messenger RNA of Entelurus aequoreus (snake pipefish), 1029 nucleotides long. RefSeq names its product arrestin domain-containing protein 3-like. Bases 1 to 1029 code for a protein of 342 amino acids. The transcript has 6 exons. Gene Ontology annotation, cellular component: plasma membrane; cytoplasm. Lineage: Eukaryota; Metazoa; Chordata; Actinopteri; Syngnathiformes; Syngnathidae. The record is from RefSeq and is a predicted model, not a curated record. Gene Ontology annotation, biological process: protein transport.
AUGCCGCAUGUUAAGGACUUCUCAGUGGAAUAUAAUCCCAUAAACAAAGACGAUGUGUUCACCAGCGGCGAUUACAUCGCAGGACGCAUCACAUUCCAAGUGACAAAGGACUGCAAAAUAGAGUCACUCUGGAUCAAAAUGAAAGGAAAAGCCAAAGUGAAAUGGACCGAACACUACGGAAAAGCAAUCGUAGUACACCACGACCAAGAGAAAUACUUCAGUAUCAAGACUUUUAUCAUCCAGGAUGGCCAAGGUAAUAAUGUUGUCACCCGUGGCCGCCACAUGUACCCGUUCACCUUUCAAAUUCCUCGACAAAAUUUGCCCUCGUCAUUUAAAGGCUCGUGGGGGAAAAUCAAGUACACUCUGGAGGGAACUCUGAGCAGGUCGAUGAGGAUGGACAGCAAAGCCAAAAGUCGUUUUACAGUGGCCCAUAAAGGAAGCUGUGACCCGGCGUUGAUGGUUCCACAGCGCAGCAUCGUUGAUAAGAAAAUGCACCUCUUUUCUUCAGGCUCAGUCAGCCUGGAAGUGACUAUUGACAAAUCGUGCUUCUUCCCAGGGGAAGGCAUAAAAGUAGCGGCCUACAUUCACAACAGCUCAUCUGGAGAGGUCCGGCCCAAGUACUGUUUGUACAAAAAGUGCAGUUAUUUUGCAAAAGGCAAGAGGCGAGUUGAAACCAAAAACAUCUUGAAAGAGGUGGGCGAGUGCAUCCCACCUUCUACAGGCCACUCUGUCGUCAGGAUGGUCACCAUCCCCCCCACUACAUGCGCCUCCAUCCUCAACUGCAACGUCAUCAAAGCAGAAUACCGACUUAAGGUAUACCUGGAUGUCAAGUAUGCUUUUGACCCAGAGAUCAAGUUCCCGGUUGUCAUCCUACCUGUUAUGCAGAGGCCUGAGGAGCAGCCGUUUUCCACAAAUUCUGAAUUUGGUGCAAAUUCAAAGACGGUUGCCGCAAACUUUAAGCAGGAGCCAACAGCCUCACCUCCUCCAUAUGGCUUGUACCAAUCCAUGGCUGGUUUUAAUUUUAGUUAA